This is a messenger RNA of Cutaneotrichosporon oleaginosum, 1925 nucleotides long. RefSeq lists its product as uncharacterized. The record is from RefSeq and is a predicted model, not a curated record. Lineage: Eukaryota; Fungi; Basidiomycota; Tremellomycetes; Trichosporonales; Trichosporonaceae.
AGAGUUGUCGUUCCGGAGAGGUGGUCAGGGUCCAUCACGUGGCCCGCACGUGGCCCUCUAAAAUAGGCGCCUGCCUCACUUCUGCAGGCCUGCUUUCGCAGUAUAUUCAGCGCUCCUCGUGCUUCCGGCUGGCUUUUUGCGAGGCCAAUCAGCGCCCAUCGCUAGCGACUGGCACACUUGUUUGUUCACCCGCACAAUUCAAUGCCGCGUGGUGCGGCGUGCAUGGCGGCGCUGGCCAAGGCGAGCGCCGCGAGGACCUGUCUCAGACAUCCCAGACAAUCGCCGCUAGAGCUAACUUUUCCAGGCAUUGCACUCUGCCGCUUGCGUCGCCCCCCGCCCAGGACUCGCCCACUAAAAACAGCGGUCCCGCCGUCUCGACCACCAUGUCUCUUUCGUACCUUUCUCCCCUCCCCGACUUUGUCGACCAGUUCUUGGAUCUCGACGAGCUCUCCUCCAACAGCCCCGAGAACGACGCCCCCAGCGAGGUUUCCAUCCUCUCUGGCGCUACGACCCCCUCAAAGUCGCCCGCACUCCCUCGUCUCCCUCUCGAGGGUCUGAACCUGGCUCUGGCUCUCGCCAAGUCCAACACAACCGACUCGUCCAAGGCGUUUGGUGUCUUUGACGACCCCAACCCGUUCUCUUGCGACUCGUCUCAGCAGAGCGUCACCAACAAGAUGUCCUCCGCCACCAACUGUGACAACGAUCUGCUUGCCGUGCUCUUUGGUACUCUUCCGGACGCGAGCCAGCCUGCACCCACGGGGUUCGAGGACCCUCUACUCUUCUCCUGGGAGGACACGUUUUUGGGCCAAGCUCUUGCCCAGCUGAACGCGCCCCCUGCAGCUUUCGACGCAGACGCCGACAUUGCCGCCCUGGCCUCGGCUGCCAAUGCGUCCAAGGUCUUCCCCGUGACGCCCAACGUGCCGAUCGCUCUUGGCCCGUCGGCCACCACGUCGACUUCCUCCGGCUCCUCGCCCCUGUUUGCCGAAGUCUUGCUGUCAUCAGCCUCGGACGCGGACCGCAAGGCCCCAUUGUCUUUGGCGAGCCCCGCCCCCUCGGCGCCCAACCCAAUGCUUUCGCUCAAGCGCAAGCUGAGCGAGACGGAGGAUGCAGACCUCGGCAACGCCGGGAUGUCGGCACCAGUGCGCACCUACAAGCGUCGCCAGUCGACCAAGGUCAGCCCGACGCUGCAGCAGAUGGCUGCCGCAGCGUCAACGGGUUCUCCUGUAUUCACUGAAACGCCGCAGGGCGCCCUCGGCCCUUCCCCCCCUGCGCCGACACCGGGUCCAGUCAAGGCGCGGAAGACGGCCACCGUCCGACCCAAGGCGGCCACCGCUCGACCCAAGGCUACUGUACCUGAAAAGUACAUGGCCGACGCGCAACAGUUAUCGGGCAUGUCGCGUGCUCAGAUUUUGUCGUACCCGACCUUUGAGGCGCUGCUGCGCGACGUCGAUGAGGCCCGCCUUCCCCCUCUUAUCCGUCUUGGCGAGCAGAUCACUCUGACUCGCGCCAGGGCUGCGGACUCUGCCCAGAAGUCGCGUGAGGAGGCCCAGCAGCGCAAGGAUGCUGUCCACAAGCUCGGUGGCCAGGUCAAGGUUUUGGAGGACAAGGUCGAUACGCUCAACGGCAAGCUUGACAGUGUUCGCACAUUUUUGCUGGAGCAGGUCCACCGCGGCGUUUUUACUGUGUCGCAGGUCCAGCAGUUCCUCUGAGCUGGUCUGUCGCAUCGGCUGCAUGGCCAAUCCACUGUUCCACGCUUGCACAUUCAUCCGCUGUUAACGCGCUCGCAAUCCAGCGCGUCCCCCGCACAUGUCCUCAAGUAUGCAGCUUGUCAUAGCUGUUCGAAAUGGCCCAAGUGCCAUUCCUCAAGGUUCUCGUUCGUCGCACAAGCCGCGAGGAACGAGCGAUGUCGAGCCUUAUACGAGGUG